AUGGAUUUGGAAGCAAGAGAGAAGAAGGAGAUUGAGAGAGAGGACGUGGAAGACGAGACAGUAAUCGAACCCGAGGAGUUAGCUGGGACAAUCCUUCCAUGGACAGAGCAGAUAACGGUACGGGGAGUCGUUGCAAGCAUAGUGAUUGGAAUGGUGUACAGCGUGAUAGCCAUGAAGCUAAACCUCACAACUGGGAUUGUUCCUAACCUCAAUGUCUCUGCUGCUCUCCUUGCCUUUGUGUUUAUCCGGACAUGGACAAACCUGCUUCAAAAGGCAGGAUUUGAAUCAAGACCCUUCACCCGGCAAGAGAAUACUAUGAUACAGACUUGUGCAGUUGCAUGUUAUAGUAUUGCUGUGGGAGGUGGAUUUGCAUCCUAUCUCUUGGGAUUAAACAAGAAGACAUACGAGUUGUCUGGGGUGAACACAGAGGGAAACUCUGCAUCUGCUGUCAAGGAACCUGGGCUUGUUUGGAUGACUGGCUUCCUUUUUCUAGUCUGCUUUGUUGGCCUUUUUGUCUUAAUUCCUCUCAGGAAGAUCAUGAUAGUUGACCUGAAAUUAACAUAUCCAAGUGGUUUGGCAACUGCUGUUCUCAUCAAUGGCUUCCACACUCGGGGAGAUAAGAUGGCUAAGAAGCAAGUGCAUGGUUUCAUGAAGUACUUUUCAGUCAGCUUCUUGUGGGGAUUUUUCAAGUGGUUUUACAGUGCCAAAGAAGAAUGUGGAUUCGCCCAAUUCCCCACAUUCGGAUUGCAAGCUUGGAAACACACAUUCUACUUCGAUUUUAGUAUGACUUUUGUUGGAGCAGGCAUGAUAUGUUCCCAUCUAGUAAACUUGUCCUUGCUUCUUGGAUCUGUUCUCUCUUUCGGAGUAAUGUGGCCGCUUAUUGGCCAGCUUAAAGGACACUGGUUUUCUGAGAGUUUAGAUGAAUAUGACAUGAAGAGUUUAUAUGGUUACAAGGUAUUUCUAUCGGUUGCUCUAAUCCUUGGCGAUGGACUUUACAAUUUCAUCAAGAUACUGAUUUCAACCAUCGUUAACAUUCAUGACAGAAUGAAAAACAAGAAUCUCAACUUGGCUGUGGAUGGCCAGGUGAAGCCAAUUGAAGAAAAACAAAAUGAAAUCUUCCUCAGUGAAAAUAUUCCCAUGUGGGUUGGAGUUGCCGGAUACGCUGUCUUCUCCAUAAUUUCCAUAAUUGCUAUCCCGAUGAUGUUCCCAGAACUUAAAUGGUAUUAUGUCAUUGUAGCCUACAUGCUUGCUCCAUCUCUUGCAUUCUGCAAUGCAUAUGGAGCUGGUCUCACUGAUAUAAACAUGGCCUAUAACUACGGAAAAGUUGCCCUCUUUGUGCUAGCAGCAUUGACCGGAAAAGAACACGGUGUGGUGGCAGGGCUUGCAGGGUGUGGCCUCAUCAAAUCAGUUGUUUCUGUGGCUUGUAUUCUGAUGCAGGAUCUCAAGACAGCCCAUCUAACUUUCACCUCUCCUAGAGCAAUGUUUGUGAGCCAAACCCUUGGCACUGCGUUAGGCUGUGUGACAGCUCCUCUCAGCUUCUUCUUGUUCUACAAGGCAUUUGAUGUGGGAAACCCACAUGGAGAGUUCAAAGCGCCUUAUGCGUUGAUUUACAGAAACAUGGCAAUUCUAGGUGUUCAAGGCUUCUCGGCGCUGCCUCAGCAUUGCCUGCAGCUCUGUUACGGCUUCUUUGCUUUCGCGGUGAUAGUUAACCUGGUUCGAGAUUUUUCACCCAAGAUUGGAAAAUAUAUGCCACUUCCCAUGGUCAUGGGUGUGCCAUUUCUAGUUGGGGCAUACUUUGCCAUUGAUAUGUGUAUCGGAAGUCUGAUCGUUUUCACAUGGCACAAGCUUGACAGCAAGAAGGCUGUGCUGAUGGUUCCGGCAGUUGCUUCCGGAUUAAUUUGUGGGGAAGGGCUGUGGACUCUCCCAGCUUCAGUUCUUGCUCUGGCCAAAGUAAAACCACCCAUGUGCAUGAAAUUUUUGGGUUCCUAG
Messenger RNA from Prunus armeniaca (apricot), 1989 nucleotides. Lineage: Eukaryota; Viridiplantae; Streptophyta; Magnoliopsida; Rosales; Rosaceae. The record is from the annotation of a GenBank genome assembly.